Molecule: messenger RNA, 990 nt
Organism: Aspergillus puulaauensis
Lineage: Eukaryota; Fungi; Ascomycota; Eurotiomycetes; Eurotiales; Aspergillaceae
Exons: 2
Coding region: 1-990 (329 amino acids)
Source: RefSeq, a predicted model, not a curated record
AUGCGGUUCUCUGUUUCUCAACUGCUGCUUGGCCUCUCCUGCCUCAGCACCGCAGUACUGGCCAGCUCCGAGAGCCUGUUCAUACCACACGCACAGAUAGAAGAUAGCGACUCUGCAUUCCGCAACAAUGCCAGCAUCGAGACUGGUGCGGAUCCGUUCGAUCUCAACGGCCUCGAGAAGCGCCAGAGAACCUACUGUCCCAGCGGCACGCGGCUUUGCCAGUCAUCCGGUCGGUGUUGCCCUUCACCCUCUGACGGCUGUUGCAGUGGCUCCGGGGCCUGCGUGCAGUCGUCCAAGCAUAGGUGCUGCUCAGCCGGCCAUGUAUGCGAAAAGCCCAAGGAGUGCUGCCAUGAUAGAUGCAUGUUAGCAGGCGCGUCAUGCUGUCGCGCCGGCAACGCCUGCAAAGCCGGAUACAACUGCGUCGUCGUAGACGGCGAGUCGGGCUGCUGUCCUACCUCUGGCUGUUACCGCAGCACUCAGGUGAUCUACUGGUACUACUACGUGUACUGGUACAUCGAGGUGUACUGGGAGAUCCGGGUCGAGGUCACGACGAGUACGCUGUCCCUGACCUCGUCGCGAGAGACCACGUCGAGUACUGUUUCGAUUACGGCGUCGAAUUCUGCGUCCGCGAGCUCCAUCUUUGAGAGUUAUAGUUCGAGUCUGUCCUCUGAGGCGCAAACAACCCCGGAUCUGUCUAGUAUUUCUACGUCGACGACUACGUCCAGUUCGUCGACGCGGUCGUCUACCAGGACUACCUCCACCUCCACCUCCGACUCCGACUCAGACUCUGACCCGACCGAAUCCAGUGACGAUGACUCGGAGCCCACUGCCAGUGCCACUGCCGACUCUGGAGGAAACGAAAACGGUCCUCAAUCUGGGGAUGACGUUCCACCUGGAGACGUUGGUGCAGCCGCCGCAUUCUCCUCUCACAGUCUUUGGGCGUAUAUUUCCCUUGCUGGGCUGUCUUUCACUAUGAUGCUGGCUUUGUAA